Messenger RNA from Paraglomus occultum, 441 nucleotides. NCBI's taxonomy places the organism in Eukaryota, Fungi, Glomeromycota, Glomeromycetes, Paraglomerales, Paraglomeraceae. The record is from the annotation of a GenBank genome assembly.
AUGCAAUCAUUUCGCGGCAUUCUUCGUCCACACAAAGCAUGCCAUUCCCCCUCCUCUCACACUUAUGCUGCUUCUUCACUUUUAUCUUUACCCCGUCCUCUCUAUUAUAGCACCAAACAAUCCAAUGCAAUCCCUCCCAAAUUCAUCCAGCGCGUAUUCCUAAGCGACGGCUCAUCCUAUGUCUAUCACACGACAUCUCCGAAACCACAGGUCAAGCUGAUAAAGGAUACGCGAAACCAUCCGUUAUGGAAUGAAUACUCCGAUGGCGUGGGUUUAUUCGAUGAGAGCGGUCAAUUAUCGAAAUUCAGUUCACGAUACGGUGAGACGGAUUUUGGAUUGGAAUUUUUGGAAUCAGAAGAGAAGUUGCCAGAAUUGAGCGCUAAGGAGGCUGCAAGGAUGGCCAAAGCAAACCAGAAGAGUAAAAAGAAAGGAGGAAAAUAG